CAUACAGGCUGCCUAUAAAUACACUCUCCUCUUAUUAGUCCUGUUGGAUUCUCCUACUCAAACCCCCUCAGAGAGCCACCGAGUGCAAGCACUUCAGUGACGUGUAGCUGUCUCAUCUCAUUAGACCAUAUCAUGAAAAACCCUUGUUGUCAGAGCAACAGCUCCCUGCGUUUCCAUGGCAACUGGGCCGCCAUGUCAAAGUGGUGGACUCUUUCCCUGUGGAGGGGGAGGAGACCAUGUGCACCAAGACUGAGCAAUGGAACGCCAUCAUUGGGGGGGUGCGUGGUUCCCAUUGGAACAGGCUGCCCCCUGCUGGUCACAUUUGGGUGUUGGAGGUGAAGGCUGCCACGUACGGAUGGAAGGAGGAGACCUGUCCGAAGUAGAGUGUGGGGGGUCAGCUAACUCCCUGGUGCCUCUGUCUGAAAUGAACCCAGUGUGCGGCGAGGGUGGACGAGCUGCUACGCCACUGAACCGGGACAGGCAUGCGGUGCCAGUGUGCAGAGAGCGAGAAACCUGGACCAGACAGAUGGACUUCAUCAUGUCCUGCGUGGGUUUUGCUGUGGGCUUGGGCAACGUGUGGCGCUUCCCUUACCUUUGCUACAAGAACGGAGGAGGUGUGUUCCUCAUCCCGUACUUGCUGAUCGUGUUCUUCGGGGGCAUCCCCGUUUUCUUCCUGGAAAUCGCUUUGGGACAGUUCAUGAAGCAGGGUGGCGUUUCCGCCUGGAAUAUCGCACCUCUUUUCAAAGGUCUGGGCUGGGCUUCAAUGGUGAUUGUGUUCUUCUGCAAUACCUACUACAUCAUGAUUCUGGUGUGGGGUCUCUACUUUCUGGUCAAUUCUUUCACCAACCCGCUGCCGUGGGCCACCUGCGGACACCCUUGGAACACCCCCAACUGCACAGUAGACUUCAACCUCAACUGCCACAGCAACAGCGCCGCCUCAUCUGCCACUCAAAACCAACUGGCGUCCAAUGGCAGCUGCGUGGAAACAGUGGGCAUGCGCUCUCCAGUCAUCGAGUUCUGGGAGCAAAAAGUUCUCCAUCUGUCUGGUGGGCUAGAUGAGAUCGGUAAAAUCAACUGGGAGGUGGCGCUGUGCCUCGUCGCCACCUGGGUCAUUGUUUACUUCUGCGUAUGGAAAGGUGUUAAAUCCACAGGAAAGGUUGUAUAUUUCACGGCCCUGUUCCCGUAUGUGGUUCUGGUUAUUCUUUUGGCACAUGCUGUCACACUACCUGGGGCAUUAGAUGGGAUUGUAUACUACCUGAAACCAGAUUGGUCCAAAUUGGGAGAAGCACAGGUGUGGAUUGAUGCUGGUACCCAGAUUUUCUUCUCCUAUGCCAUCGGACUGGGCGCCCUGACUGCACUGGGCAGCUACAACCGCUUCCAUUACAACUGUUACCAGGAUGCGUUUGUUCUGGCGGUCAUCAACAGCGGAACAAGUUUCUUUGCGGGCUUUGUUGUAUUCUCUGUGUUGGGCUUCAUGGCUGCAGAGCAAGGCGUGGACAUCAGUAAGGUAGCCGAAAGCGGACCAGGCUUGGCCUUUAUAGCCUACCCCAAGGCUGUGACUUUGAUGCCCCUAGCACCAUUCUGGGCAGCGCUCUUCUUCUUUAUGUUACUUGUACUUGGCCUGGACAGUCAGUUUGUCGGGGUGGAGGGUUUAAUAACCGGAAUCCUGGACAUGCUUCCUCAUGAGUUAGCCCUAGAGUGCUUGCAGCGAGAGGUGGUCGCAGCCAUCUGCUGUGUCAUCUGCGUCCUCAUUGACAUCUCAAUGAUCACCGAGGGAGGGAUGUAUGUGUUCCAGUUGUUUGACUACUACUCUGCCAGUGGCAUCACUCUGCUGUGGCAGGCUUUCUGGGAGUGUGUGGUGAUCGCUUGGGUCUACGGCGCGGACCGUUUCAUGGAGGAUGUGGCUCGUAUGAUUGGCUAUCAGCCCCUUACCUACAUGAAGUGGUGCUGGUCUUACAUCACACCCCUUGUCUGUGUGGUAAGUGCUAUUAAAGGAUCGUUGUCAUACUCUAAUUGCCCGAUGGUCGCAAAUGUCUCAUACGUAAGUGUGCUUCUAGGGAGUUUUUCUGUUCCACGUGUUGAACUACAAGCCCCUAACCUACAACAAUGUGUACACGUACCCAUUAUGGGGCGAAUUGUUUGGCUGGGCAUUGGCCCUUUCCUCCAUGCUUUGUAUCCCACUCACUGUUAUUUUCAAGCUGCUGUGCUCAAAAGGAUCACUGCGGGAGCGAUGGAACCGCCUCAUAACCCCUCAAUGGGGCAGACAUCAUCUGGAGUAUCUCAUCCCAGAGAAUGAGGCCAAACUGCUGCAGGCAAGAUCCCUGAAUGUCAUGGAAACUGCCGCCUGAUACUCAAAGACCAAUGAUGCACAAAGCCAAGUGUAACCUGUGUAAUUCUCCUUGCGUUGUGUUCGGGUUUUCAAUAAAAUACGAGUCCAA
Molecule: messenger RNA, 2438 nt
Organism: Phyllopteryx taeniolatus (common seadragon)
Lineage: Eukaryota; Metazoa; Chordata; Actinopteri; Syngnathiformes; Syngnathidae
Product: sodium- and chloride-dependent creatine transporter 1-like
Exons: 13
Coding region: 257-2296 (679 amino acids)
Biological process (GO): sodium ion transmembrane transport
Cellular component (GO): membrane
Source: RefSeq, a predicted model, not a curated record